GCCCUGGUGUGAGCUCUGGCUGGACCAAGACAUGGACUGUAUUGGCCUGGAGACCGCAUGUGUGGGCUCCCCAUCCACGUGGGACAUAUCGAGCUGGCCCCCGAAAGGACACUCCCCAAGUCCCCAGCUGGGGGCCCUGCGUAGACCUGGAGUGGACGCCCCCUCCUUCCCUUCAUGAUUCGUUUGUAGCGCAGUGGCGAUGGAUGAUGAGGAUGGGAGAUGCUUACUAGACGUGAUUUGUGACCCUCAGGCCCUCAAUGACUUCUUACAUGGAUCUGAGAAGCUUGACAGUGAUGACCUCCUGGAUAAUCCCGGGGAGGCCCAAAGUGCCUUCUAUGAAGGUCCUGGGCUCCACGUGCAAGAAGCUUCUGGCAACCACUUGAACCCAGAGCCCAGCCAGCCGGCCCCCAGCGUGGACCUUGACUUCCUGGAAGAUGAUAUCCUGGGCUCACCGGCGGCGGGGGGCGGCGGCGGGGGCGGCGGGGGCGCCGACCAGCCCUGUGACAUCCUCCAGCAGAGCCUCCAGGAGGCCAACAUCACCGAGCAGACACUCGAAGCCGAGGCCGAGCUGGACCUGGGCCCCUUCCAGCUGCCCACCCUGCAGCCUGCGGAUGGCGGGGCCGGCCCAGCGGGGACCGGAGGGGCUGCCGCCGUGGCCACGGGGCCCCAGGCCCUCUUCCCGGGUGGCGCUGACCUGCUGGGGCUGCAGGCCCCGCCCACCGUGCUGACCCACCAGGCCCUGGUGCCGCCCCAGGACGUGGUCAGCAAAGCCCUCAGUGUCCAGCCCUUCCUGCAGCCCAUGGGCCUGGGCAAUGUGACCCUGCAGCCCAUCCCAGGCCUUCAGGGCCUGCCCAACGGCAGCCCCGGGGGCGCCGCGGCGGCUACUCUCGGCCUGGCUCCCAUCCAGGUGGUGGGCCAGCCUGUCAUGGCACUCAACCCGCCCACCUCCCAGCUCCUGGCCAAGCAGGUGCCAGUCAGCGGUUAUCUGGCUUCGGCAGCUGGCCCUUCAGAGCCAGUGACCCUGGCAUCAGCCGGAGUCUCGCCGCAGGGGGCUGGCCUGGUCAUCCAGAAGAACCUCUCUGCCGCCGUGGCCACCACGCUCAACGGGAACUCGGUGUUCGGAGGGGCGGGAGCCGCCACGGCCGCGGCCACCGGGGCGCCCUCGGGACAGCCGCUGGCGGUGGCCCCGGGCCUCGGCACGUCGCCACUGGUUCCGGCGCCCAAUGUGAUCCUGCACCGCACGCCCACGCCCAUCCAGCCCAAGCCUGCCGGCGUGCUGCCCCCCAAGCUCUACCAGCUGACACCCAAGCCGUUCGCCCCCGCGGGCGCCACGCUCACCAUCCAGGGCGAGGCAGGGGGCCUCCCGCAGCAGCCCAAGGCCCCCCAGAACCUGACUUUCAUGGCGGCGGGCAAGGCCGGCCAGAACGUGGUGCUGUCGGGCUUCCCGGCGCCCGCCCUGCAGGCGAACGUCUUCAAGCAGCCUCCCGCCACCACCACGGGCGCGGCCCCGCCGCAGCCCCCCGGGGCGCUGAGCAAGCCCAUGAGCGUGCACCUCCUGAAUCAAGGCGGCAGCAUCGUCAUCCCCGCCCAGCACAUGCUGCCGGGCCAGAACCAGUUCUUGCUGCCCGGCACGUCGGCAGUCCAGCUCCCCCAGCCGCUCUCGGCCCUGCCAGCCAACGUGGGCGGGCAGAUCCUGGCGGCCGCAGCCCCGCAUGCGGGCGGACAGCUCAUUGCCAACCCCAUCCUCACCAACCAGAACCUGGCGGGCCCGCUGAGCCUGGGCCCCGUGCUGGCCCCCCACUCCGGGGCCCACAGCGCAGCCCACAUCCUCUCGGCAGCCCCCAUCCAGGUGGGCCAGCCAGCGCUCUUCCAGAUGCCCGUGUCGCUGGCCGCGGGCAGCCUGCCCACACAGAGCCAGCCAGCACCCACCGGCCCCGCCGCCACUACCGUUCUCCAGGGGGUCACUCUGCCCCCCAGCGCUGUGGCUAUGCUCAAUGCCCCCGACGGUCUGGUGCAGCCCGCCACCCCUGCCGCCGCCGCCGGGGAGGCCGCGCCUGUCCUCGCGGUGCAGACGGCGCCCCAGGCGUCCCCCGCGGUCAGCACGCCGCUGCCUCUGGGCCUCCAGCAGCCGCAGGCACAGCAACAGCAGCAGCCCGCACAGGGCCCUGCCCCGCAGGCCGCCCCAGCUCAGGCCUCCACCCCCCAGCCCAGCCCAGGCCUGGCGUCCAGCCCGGAGAAGAUUGUCCUGGGGCAGCCGCCCUCUGCCGCCGCCACGGCCAUCCUCACUCAGGACUCCCUGCAGAUGUUCCUGCCCCAGGAGAGGAGCCAGCAGCCCCUCUCCACAGAGGGCCCCCACCUCUCCGUGCCCGCCUCGGUCAUAGUCAGCGCCCCGCCUCCCGCCCAAGACCCAGCCCUGACCACCCCCAUCACCAAAGGAGCUGGCCUUGGCCCUCAGGCCCCCGACAGCCAGGCCUCCCCGGCGCCGGCCCCCCAGAUCCCAGCAGCGGCUCCGCUGAAGGGCCCAGGCCCCUCCUCAUCCCCAUCACUACCUCACCAGGCCCCUCUGGGAGACAGCCCUCACCUGCCCUCCCCACACCCUCCACGGCCCCCUUCCCGCCCGCCCUCCCGACCCCACUCUCGCCCACCUUCGCAGCCCCAGAGCUUGUCUCGCCCACCCUCAGAGCCCGCCCUGCACCCUUGCCCUCCGCCCCAGGCCCCCCCCACUCUGCCUAGCAUCUUUGUCAUCCAGAACCAGCUGGGCGUGCCCCCACCUGCGAGCACGCCGGCCCCCACUGCCCCAGGCCCACCGCAGCCCCCUCUGCGACCCCCGUCCCAGCCCUUGGAGGGGCCGCUGGCCCCAGCCUCCACCUCCUCUGUCGUGGCCUCCUCCUCCGAGACGUCCUCCAGGCUGCCAGCCCCCACGCCACCCGACUUCCAGCUCCAGUUCCCCCCUGGCCAGGGGCCCCACAAGUCCCCCACGCCCCCUCCGACCCUCCACCUGGUCCCCGAGCCCGCAGCGCCCCCCCCACCGCCUCCUCGGACCUUCCAGAUGGUGGCCACCCCCUUCCCGGCGCUGCCCCAGCCGAAGGCUCUUCUCGAGAGAUUUCACCAGCCCUGGUUCCUGGCCGCCCCCACUCCUAGCGUGUGCCCCCCAGCCACCUGUCGCCCUCCUCAGGUGCCGUCCGGAAUCAUUCUCCAGAGCAAGGCUGUGGGUGCCCCCGCCGCCCCGCAGACCUCCGCCAGCCUGGGGCCCCUUGGCAGCCCCACCGCCUCCGGGCUGGUCAGCGGGCAGGCCCCAUCUGGGACCUCCACCGCCCCCAGCCAUGCCCCGGCCCCGGCGCCCGUGGCCACUGCAGGCCUCCCUCCUCUGCUUCCCGCUGAGAACAAAGCCUUUGCCAGCAACCUCCCGACCCUGACUGUGGCCAAGGCCGCUGCAUCUGGGCCAGGGAAGUCCUCCGGGCUGCAGUAUGAGAGCAAGUUGAGCAGCCUGAAGAAACCACCUGUCCUUCAGCCCAGCAAAGAAGCCUGCUUCCUGGAGCAUUUGCACAAACAUCAGGGCUCCGUCCUGCACCCUGACUACAAGACGGCCUUCCCCUCCUUUGAGGACGCCCUGCAUCGCCUCCUGCCCUACCACGUCUACCAGGGUGCCCUCCCCUCCCCCAACGACUACCACAAAGUGGACGAGGAGUUUGAGACGGUCUCCACGCAGCUGCUGAAACGCACCCAGGCCAUGCUCAAUAAAUACCGCCUCCUGCUCUUGGAGGAGUCCCGGAGGGUGAGCCCCUCAGCGGAGAUGGUAAUGAUCGACCGAAUGUUCAUUCAGGAGGAAAAGACCACGCUGGCCUUGGACAAGCAGCUGGCCAAGGAGAAGCCUGAUGAGUAUGUGUCUUCCUCGCGUUCCCUCGGCCUCCCCAUCGCCGCCUCUUCCGAGGGACACCGGCUCCCCAGCCACGGCCCAUCACCGUCCUCGGCGUCCGGGGCCCCGACCCAACCCCCUCUGCACCUGCCCACCAAGCUGGUGAUCCGGCACGGUGGGGCGGGCGGCUCCCCUUCCGUGAGCUGGGCCCGGGCGUCCUCCUCCUCCCUGUCCUCCGCUGCCUCCUCCCUGGACGCCGACGAGGACGGCCCGAUGCCCUCCCGUAACCGCCCGCCCAUCAAGACCUAUGAGGCCCGGAGCCGCAUCGGCCUCAAGCUCAAGAUCAAACAGGAAGCCGGACUCAGCAAGGUCGUGCACAACACAGCCCUGGACCCGGUGCACCAGCCCCCGCCGCCAGCCCCCGCCGCCCUCAAGGCGGCCGAGCCCCCGCCCCGGCCCCCGCCGCCGCCCCCCGCCACCGGCCAGAUGAACGGCACAGUGGACCACCCGCCGCCGCCGGCUGCCGCCGACCGCAAGCCGCCGGCGCCGGCCCCCCACUGCCCCCGCCUGCCCCUCCGCAAGACCUACCGCGAGAACGUGGAGGCCCCGGGCGGCGGGGCGGCCGAGGGGGCGGUGGCGGGCAGAGCCCGGGGUGGCAGCCCGGCCCCGCUGCCCACCAAAGUGGACGAGGCCACCAGCGGGCUCAUCCGCGAGCUGGCGGCGGUGGAGGACGAGCUGUACCAGCGCAUGCUGAAGGGCGCCCCGGCCGAACCCGCGGCCGGCGCCGGGCAGGGCAGCGGCAGCCGGGAGCCCGGCUGGGAGGCGCCCCCGCUGCCCCCGGCCAAGCGGCGCAAGUCCGAGUCGCCCGACGUGGACCAGGCCAGCUUCUCCAGCGACAGCCCGCAGGACGACACACUCACGGAACACCUCCAGAGCGCCAUCGACAGCAUCCUGAACCUCCAACAGGCCCCCGGCCGGACGCCCGCACCCCCGUACCCACACGCCGCCCCGGCGGCGGUCACGUCUGCCUCCCCGACGCCCCUGCACAGGCCGGAGGCCUACCCGCCCUCCAGUCACAACGGUGGCCUCGGCGCCAGGACGUUGAACAGAUAACACCGGGCUGGUCUUCCCUUCCCUGUCCCCUCGCUCCGCAGGGACGCCGCGGGGAGGGGGGAGGGGGGCAGCCGGGCGUCUGACCUCAGCCUCCUGGGGGACACGAGCCGGGGACCCCUUGAGUUUUUCUUGCCUAAGUUAUUUGAGUCACAAAGGCCUCGUCCCCCACCUCCUGCUUCAGCCGGGUUGUUGGGUGGGGGUCGUGGAUUUCGGGGAGGGGCUGUAAUGUAAACUGUCCCCCUGCCAAAGGAGGGGGUAAUCCUGGUGUGUCGUUUCCUAUUUCUUCCCAUUUCCUGCACACUCCGCCCCCCCCCCCCCCCCCACCGGGGGACACGUGCGCUUUUGCCAGGGAUGAGGGCUUCCUGGCUGUCCCCACUGCUCACGCGUCUCCGGGUACCGGGCCUGUCCGUGUGGCUUCAUGGAUCCCUGCGUGGAGGGCGCUCAGAGCCGGCAGGGUCCUUGCGAGCUGCGCUCAGCCUCUCCCCACCGCCCCCCACAGGCCGAGAAAGGAAACGCACGGGAGGGGCGGCGUGAGCCUGCAUCCCGGUACCCCCAGCUGGGAGCGCUGUGCCCGCGGGCAGCUGUGUCCCAUCCAUGUGUGUGCGUCCCGCUCCGUGUCCUAUGUCCCUCUGUGUGCGCUCGAAUGAGAACGAGAGAUUGCGAAGCCUCCAGUCCCUCGACUGAAAUCCGAGCACCUCCAAAACAGGAAACCGGGGUCUUCCUCCCACCCCCUCCCCAGCCAGUCUUCCCUCUGUUCUUCCUGCCGCCAGCCACCCACGCCAGAUUUCGAAAUCUUGGAGACAAAACUAGUACUGUAAGAUAAAUUUUUUUGUACUGUAUUUAUUGUGUAUAACGAUUUUUUUAAAG
This is a messenger RNA of Eubalaena glacialis (North Atlantic right whale), 5836 nucleotides long. It is a transcript of the gene BICRA, whose product is annotated as BRD4 interacting chromatin remodeling complex associated protein. The transcript is spliced from 15 exons. NCBI's taxonomy places the organism in Eukaryota, Metazoa, Chordata, Mammalia, Artiodactyla, Balaenidae. Gene Ontology annotation, cellular component: SWI/SNF complex. Gene Ontology annotation, biological process: positive regulation of DNA-templated transcription. Bases 200 to 4969 code for a protein of 1589 amino acids. The record is from RefSeq and is a predicted model, not a curated record.